Molecule: messenger RNA, 468 nt
Organism: Aspergillus versicolor CBS 583.65
Lineage: Eukaryota; Fungi; Ascomycota; Eurotiomycetes; Eurotiales; Aspergillaceae
Exons: 1
Coding region: 1-468 (155 amino acids)
Source: RefSeq, a predicted model, not a curated record
AUGAAUGUUACAAAAAAACGCGGAAAGAAGCAAUUGAAACUCACCUUGGGUGGUGGAACCCACCCUCUUGCGCACCAAGGAGUCGAGAAUCCCGCUUUCGAUGGCUCUGGGAAGCAAUUGAUGAACAGAGGAGACGUGGAGCGGGAUGGAAAUGAGGGGGACCGACUGUUCGCUACAACAGUGUUGAUCCAGCAGGGCACGUGCCUGGCCCGCUAUCUUCGGCUUGACCUUCACCGCACCGUCACCAACGCUUCAUCCCGGAACACAUUUCAACGCGAUCUUGUUAACGCGAUGCUCGGAAGUACUCAAGGGGGUGGACUUUCGCAGAAUUGGGGACCUGGGCAAAGACACAGGCUGGCUCGGGUUUCGGGUCCGAUGCCCCAGUCUUCGACUCAAGCCGACUCAAGCGGGGUGAAGAAGACAAACGGCCCGGGAUACACAGGGCAGGAUGGAUUCACAAAUGGUUGA